This is a messenger RNA of Fulvia fulva, 621 nucleotides long. RefSeq lists its product as uncharacterized. Bases 1 to 621 code for a protein of 206 amino acids. The transcript is spliced from 2 exons. Lineage: Eukaryota; Fungi; Ascomycota; Dothideomycetes; Mycosphaerellales; Mycosphaerellaceae. The record is from RefSeq and is a predicted model, not a curated record.
AUGUCCGAGGAGCGUGACCCUUGGGUCGACGAGAUGCUAGACAUCGCAGAUGUCACCUCCGCAUCACCAUCACCACCACCACAGCAGAGCGCUGGCCGCCUGCCUCGCAUUGGCCGUCUCCCUCGCCCUAGCCAGGCACUAAGGUCUGCUGUUGCGCCGGCCUCACGAGGCAACAUCUACGAUGUGCUAGAGUCGGUCGCUAGUAGCGACGAUGAAGACGAGGAUGAGGAGGAGGAGGAGGAGGAUGAGGAGGAGGAUGAGGACGAUGCUGCUGCUGCUACGGCAGCUCCAAUUCCAGCUCGCAUAGGUCGGCCUCGCGGCACUCGUGCUGCAUACUAUCGUCCUGUCGUCUCUGGACGAUACUACCGUGUCUUGACACAGCAAGAAUUUGAUAGGCUUCGCGAAGCUGAGAAGCGCCGGUACUCACACGUGGGUCGUAUUGAGGAGGUUGCUAAGGAGGCUGAGGUCAUGACCUCACCAUGUCGCCGCUGCCGUGGUGACUUGCGAGGUGGGCAUCCGUGCCGUAAAUAUACUCGCAUUGCAGCAUGGCAAUGGGAGGGCAAGCAGGGUAGAGGGAAGUGUGGGCGUUGCCGCUGGCUUCGCAAGCCUUGCGAGGCAUAG